GCAACGCCUCGUUGAACUCUCGUGAGAUUAUAACACUGUUUUCCGCAGUUUCUGAUUUGCGGUAUAAAAUAUUGAGUUAUAAAGGCGUCCGUCAGAAAUUUAUACAGCUAAAUUAUUUCAUCUCACUGUCAUGUUCGUCAGGAUCCUUAUGGUUUACAUGUUUAUACAUGGAGUGUCUCCGAAGGUCGAGGAAGUUGAGGGUGUUAUUGGAGGUUCUGUUGUCCUACCAUGUUCUGGACGUGAAGAUCAGCCGUCAAUUGAAUACAUAGAAGUAUACUGGCGACAUAAUAAUAGCUUGAAUGUGUAUGAAAUUAAUAAAGGUAAAGGAUCAGCAGAGAAACAGAAGCUAGAGUAUAAGAACAGAGUUGAAACUUUUCCUGAAGGUUAUUUGAAAGGAAACUUCUCCCUCCAACUCAACAACCUGCGAGACACUGACGCAGGAACGUACUCCUGUUAUAUCAAUAAAGAGCAAGCCAUUCAGAAGGUCAAGCUUCACCUCAAAGGUGGAAUUAGUCAAAACAAUUCCACUGAUCCAUCAACAGAGAAACCAAAAGACAAAAGUAACAAAGGAGCACAAACAGGACCUGAGAAGAUUGUAACCACCUCUUUGCUUGCUAUUUCUAGUCUACUCUUUGUCUAAGCAAUGUCAAACUGUGUGUAGUAUUCAUACCAUUUCAAGUUCAAUGUAUUUGUAUUUAUAAGACCGCAUGUAUUUAUUCAAGUUAAUCUGAAAAAAAAAAAAUAUCUAACCAGUUUUGUAUCAGACUAAAAAGGAUAGCUCCCCCAAAAAUGGAAAUUAAUCAGCAGAAUGUCGGUAACCAAAAACUGUUGGUAUCCAUUGACUGUUGUAUGAUGCACAAAACCAAUGACAAUGUUUUUUGGUUACCAACGUUUCUCAAAGUGUCUUCUUUUGUGUUCUGUAGAGAAAGAAAGUCAUAUACAGGUUUGAAAUGAAGGUUGAGUAAAUGACCAUGUUUUUAUUUUUGGGUGAACUAUCACUUAAAAUUUUGUUCAUGAAAGACCACCCACAACAGAUAAAAUUAUGCACUUAAAAACAUUAGCACUUAUCUCGCAACAUCCUCACAGUAAAAUCACCAGUGGUAAAAAGGUCAAAUUAACACUCACAGUGUAUAUAUAAUCCACACUCUCAAAGUGUGGAUUAUAUAAACACUGUGAGAGUUAAUUUUACCCUUUUUAACAUUGGCGAUUUUGAGUGCUGAUGCUUAUUCAUUUGAUAAUUGGCAACCAAUGGUCCAGAGAGGGCAUGCCGUUUAAAAGCAGCUGCGUACAGAGCAUGAACAAAAGAUUUGUAAAAUAUUCUUUCACAGGUGAAGAAAACAAAAUCCUACUGUUUAUCACUACAGAAGGUUGUAAUGUUUACAUGGUUAUUGUGUUCUUUUCAUCAAUGCACUUUUUUAAAAGUGUGCCUUUUCUAUUUUUCUUUGUACUCAGGAAAUAACCGACUGUACUGUAGUAUUUUAUUUGAAUAAGCAGUAUUUUAUUACAAUUUGCCUGUUACAUUUAAUUAGAUCAUUUCACGUUUUUAAAAACUCUUAUUAUAGGCCUAUACUUUGCUAAAAAUAUUUUUAUAUAUUAAUUAUGUAUUUUUUAUAUUGCUGUGCGAUAUUGUAUUGUUUUAUAUGUGACAAUUUGUAAGCAAUUUACAUUAUUUGUAUAUUUACUUUAAUGUGCUUGACUCCUGGAAUAUUUGAAAUUGGUUUAAUCUUCAAAUCUUUUUUGGAAGUUGGUCGCAUUUAUUUUCAGAUAUCCCUAGGUCAAGAUUAAAAGUUUGUGUGUGGGAUAAAGGUCAAACAAAACAUACACAUUAAAGUGAAA
Molecule: messenger RNA, 1836 nt
Organism: Triplophysa rosa
Lineage: Eukaryota; Metazoa; Chordata; Actinopteri; Cypriniformes; Nemacheilidae
Product: CD276 antigen homolog
Exons: 5
Coding region: 131-640 (169 amino acids)
Biological process (GO): cell surface receptor signaling pathway; T cell costimulation; cellular response to lipopolysaccharide
Cellular component (GO): external side of plasma membrane
Source: RefSeq, a predicted model, not a curated record